Messenger RNA from Drosophila albomicans, 1916 nucleotides. RefSeq lists its product as uncharacterized. The transcript has 3 exons. Lineage: Eukaryota; Metazoa; Arthropoda; Insecta; Diptera; Drosophilidae. Bases 178 to 1059 code for a protein of 293 amino acids. The record is from RefSeq and is a predicted model, not a curated record.
GUAUGAGCUUGAUCUACUCAAGUAGUAUAAUAGUGAACGAGCUUUUGACUAGAAAGCUUCAUUGCUAAAUCAUAUAUAUAGUGUCUGAUGAGUAGAGCUAAGUUAGUUAAAAGUGAUUACUUGAAUUGAUCACACGGUACUUUCGUUAGAAGAUUUGCUUAAUAGUAGUAGAAUAUUAUGGAUUCCACGACAAAUAAUGAUAAUUUCAAUGCUGACGAGCUGGAGGCACCUGAGUGGUUAAAUGCGCAAUACUUUGAAGAGGUGAUCAGGCAAUAUGAAAAGAUACCAGAAGUCAAAGUGACCGAUGUAAAGAUCUCACCAGCAAGUGCCAAAGGAGAUCACUAUGCCAGCGUUAUGUUUAGAGGUAAAAUAUCAUAUACGACACAAAACGGAAAGUUCUCCAAGUCGCUGAUCAUCAAGACAAUGCCGGAAUUGGAGGGUCACAAGAAAGAAGUUCUCGGUAACUCGAACGUCUUUGAAACGGAAAUUGGAAUGUAUACGAAAGUAUUGCCUGAAUUUGAGAAAGUGCUGCGUAAAUUGGGCGAUGAGACCAGAUUAUGUGUACCUUGCUUGUAUUAUAGUUUAGUACCUCGUAAAGUUAUGAUCUUUGAAGAUCUAGUUCCACAAGGUUACUCUGUCAUACGAGAUAGAGAUGCAACUAUACAGGAACUGAAGGCGGUUUUUACAAAGCUAGCUAAGAUACAUGCAAUUAGCUUCAAAAUUUUACAUGAGAACCCUGAAUAUCUCGAAGAAUUUAAGCAUGGUAUAUUUGAAGUGCCCAAUUUUGUGAAUGACCCCUUUAUGUCAUCUGGAAUGAAUAAUUUUAUUACAAUGCUCAAAGAAACACCUGAGUUCUCAAAAUAUUUAACACGAUUUGAGAAGUUGAAAAAUGAUUAUAUGGAUCAAACGAAAGUGAUAUUUCAAGAAUAUCGAGUAAACAGAAAAAGUAAUGGAUACUAUGUUCUCUGUCAUGGGGACUUUCACCUGCGUAACAUGAUGUUAAGCAUAACCCAACUAAUGGAUCAUUUGAAGAUAUCAUGUUACUGGACUUUCAAAUGAGCAACCUGUGUCCUAUUUCGAUCGAUUUAAUCUAUUCGAUUUAUAUGUUAAUGGGCCCCGAGUGUCGGAAAAACAGCUACAAGGAUCUGUUAAAUUUUUACUUUAAAACGUUUGUCGAAAUCCUACAGAAAAUUGGAUUUAAUGGCGAGUUACCAAAUUCUGCAGAGUUUUGGAUACAAAUGACCCAACACAAAUCUUACGAUAUCUUCUUAUUAACAACAUUCUUCCCCAUGAUGUGUGCUAUAAAAGAAAAUAAAUUUGAUCCCGCUGAGAUAAUACAAAAUAACGAUUUUCGCCUAAAGACGUACUUUACAGAUGCUUUCCAGAAUGAGAUGAAAUACUUGCUACCCAGACUUGAAGAUCUAGGUUAUUUCAACUGAACAAUGUACAUAUACAAGAAUAUAUUCUUAUUAAUCGAAAUUUAUUUUACGUUGUGAUUUCAAUAAGUGCAAAUUGUAGAAAUUAUGAAUUAGCUUUUAAAAGCUUUACGGUCGAAGCUAAGCGAAAGUUCUCCAAGCAGUUGCCUAAAAAAGAGCGUCGAUAAAACAAACGCUCUCUUACUUACUAUAUGUCUCCCUAUCGUAAUGUAGCAAACUGCCUGAAUUUAAGAGAAUAUUUCAAAGAGUGAAUGUUGUGUUAAUAGAGACCGUAAAAUAUUACAAUCUUUAAAUAUGUGGAAUCACUGGAUUAUACAUUCAUAUGGGGCCAAGAGACAACAGCAAAUGCAAUUUUGUUUUACGGAAGUUGAUGCAUAGCUUGAAAAUAUUAGUAAAUAUAUUUUUGUGAUUUUGCAACUACAACAAUAUAGUAAAGAAAUGUAGAAGGAAAAUGUUUGAAAAUACGUAUUGCCAAGUUUG